AUGCAGUUGAAUGUUGCGCCCUGGCACGUUGGCGAUAUCUUUGACGAUGUUGACGACAAGGUCUAUUUCUGGAGUUCCCUCUUCCAAAGCAUCACAGAAAAGGAUGCUCCAAUGAAGCGAAUGAAAGUGCGUGAUAAAGACGUCCCUUUCAUGACGUCCGAAUGGGAGCAGGCCAUUCGAGCCAAACGCAAGGCAACAUCUAAAUUCUUAAAAAACAAAACCCCUGAGAACUGGGAAAACAAGAGAGCAGCCCGCAAUGAGGCCACUCGACAAAGAAGAAUAGCCAUAAAGCACUACUGGAGGAAACAAUGUGAGCAUCUUAAAGAGAAACCUAGGGAAUUUUUCAAAACGUUCAAACCUUUUCUCAGCUCUAAAAAUACGACUCGAGACAAUGAAAUUCAUCUCAACGAUGUCGAUGGAACACUUGUUAAAGACCAAAGUCGCGUAGCUGAGAUACUGGUAGGUUACUUUUCUACCAUUGCAGACGGUAUCGGUGGCGACAAGGCUAAAUUGUCUUCACCUGACGAUUUCAUGGAUCAUCCCAGCACAAUACGCAUCUUGGAUGUGUGUUCUAACACCACUCCUUGCCGUGAGCUGCGACCUGUCACGGAAGAUAAGGUCUUUGAAAAGCUUAUAUGCUCACAAGUUGCAGAGGGUUUUGAAAGACACUUUUUCACUAACUCCUCGGCAUACAAAAAAUCACACAGCUGUGAGACGACCCUAAUCAAUCUAAUAGAAGGCUGGAAAAAAGCAAGGGAUAAUAAACUGUCAGUUAGCAUCCUUUCAACAGAUAUGUCUAAAGCCUUUGAUUCACUUCAUCCACCACUGCUUCUGAGUAAGCUUAAAGCUUACGGCUUCCAAGAGAACUUGAUAGCACUACUGGGUAGCUACCUUUCUGAAAGGAAUAACCGGGUACGCCUAGGCCGCCAUGUCAGCUCAUACAAGAAUAUCAAUCGGGGAUGUCCACAGAGUUCUGCUCUAGGUCCACUAUUAUGGAACAUUUUCCAGAACGACCUAUGCUAUCACAUUGAUGGAAGUUUAUCCAUGUAUGCUGAUGAUCAUCAGAUUUAUCACACUGGAAGCGAUCUUAGCACCGUGAUUUCAGAUCUCAGAGUAAGUGCAGACCAUGCACUCAGUGGUACGCGCAAGCUCGAAAGGGUACAAGAAAGAGGACUCAGGGCUGUUUUCAAAGACAAAAGCUCUAGUUACGCUAACCUCCUCGAACGGGCUAAGCUACCUACCCUCUUAAACAGACGGCUGCAGGACAUUGUUAUACUAAUGUACAAGGUGCACAAUAACUUGUGCCCUCCUAAUAUCUGCGGCAUUUUUAACAGAUACAGUGCCAACUAUAAUCUAAGGCAAGCAGAUUUCUCCCUUCCAAGGUACAACACCACUGCUUAUGGAAAGCACUCUUUAAGGUACCUUGGUCCAAAGCUUUGGGGGAAACUGUCGGUCACUAUAAGAUCGUCACCGAGUUUAAAUACUUUUAAACGCAAAAUAAGAGAAAUCGACAUUUCCCUCCUAAUUGAUGAUGGGACAAAAUGCUGCUCUUUGUGCAAACAUUAA
This is a messenger RNA of Nematostella vectensis (starlet sea anemone), 1566 nucleotides long. RefSeq lists its product as uncharacterized. The record is from RefSeq and is a predicted model, not a curated record. NCBI's taxonomy places the organism in Eukaryota, Metazoa, Cnidaria, Anthozoa, Actiniaria, Edwardsiidae. Bases 1 to 1566 code for a protein of 521 amino acids. The transcript has 3 exons.